UACUGUUAAGGUUCUUGCACCCAGUUAUUGAGAUAAUCUUUUCCCCUUCUAUUUAUCCUUCACCCUGUCUGCCCUGUUAUUAAGUGUUCUUUACCCUUCCCUCUGUUUUUAAGAUGUUCUUAAUCCCCUGUCAUUAAGUUAAUGGAGGCUCCCUGCAUUCGUUCAGUGGAACCCCUUUGGGCUUUGGAGUUAGGUACUGGGAUAACCUGAUUCUUUGAACGCCGAGGUUUGCGAUAUCUGAUUCCAGUGAAGGAUUAUUUUCUGACACUUCCAUUUUAAACAAAAUAAUCAAGAGUGUUAACUAUGGGCACGUGUUCAUACAUUUUUGGGUGGUUUUCAUUUGCAUUCUGUGUGUUUUGUAUUGGGCAACGUGACCAAAGUGGAUCGGAGUUUUUUUCUCUUCUCGGCAUAUAAAACAGCUAGAUUUUUCUGAGCAAAUCUGCAGUGCAUAUGCAAUAAUCCAGCUGACAAGAUGGUGUUACAAAUUGGUAACUGGGGAAAAGUGCAGUAAAGGAUUGGGAUACAUGACCACUUCACUUAAUGGCAUCGUUUGCCAUGGGGCAGCUUCCAGUGACAUGGUUUGUGUCGACAUUUCACUGUAUUUUCAAGCACCUGUUUAUUAGGAUCUUCUGGCAAUUAGGAUAUUCUGCCAAUUAUCUCCCCUCUGGUACUUCCAUUUCUCUUUACUUAAAAGUAAACUCCUUGCCUUUGAUUGGAAAAGUAUGGAAUCUCUUUGUUGCAAGCAAAAUCUGUACCUACUCUGGGGUCUAUCUACUCAUUGUGUUUUAGUUGUUGUCAACCCUUCCCUAAGGUAUGUUUGAGUUUUGUAUGGAUGUCUCCAAAAUCAAAAUUGGCCCGUGUUUCCACAAUCUUGACAUUCUCUUCUCUGUGAGUUUCUGAAGUAAACAUUAUUAUGCAGCUAUUUCCACAAAACAAAACUGAUUUUUGGUACACCGCUCGACAACUAAAGCACAUUGUCGUCAUUGCAGUUAAAAAAAAACAGCUUAGCUUUAAAUAUUACCUUGUUAAUCAUUUCCAAAGUGGCCAUUUUGUCUGUACUUUAGUGAUUGGUUCAUGUGUUGGUUGGUGCUCAGCCCCAAGUUCUGGGUGGAGCUAUUCUUGUGGGAACCUUACUCCACGCAUGGUCUAUUUUUGGAAUGCCAAGUUGUUAACCAGAUGCUGCAUCUUUUUAUUAUUCUAUCCUGUAUUCAGAAGGAUGCCAGUUGCUCCUGUGUGUUCACUUAAAAAUGUCCCUCGACUUUAAAAAUAAUUUAUGAGGUGAAGAACAGAUGAGACUUGAGCGACCGUACAAAUGCUCUUCAUUGGGUUGAUCCAUAGCAGGUUUACGACCCAGCAAUGUCUUAACCACUGUGUAUUUUUGUGGCCAGUUUUCGGCACUCAUUUGCACAGGACUCAAUGUCCUGACUGACGGGUGAUUUUGAUUUUUUUUCCCCCUUCUAUUCCUGUCAGUGUGUACUAUUGUUACGAGCAGUUUUCACUGGCACUGUAGAAUCUUUGCAUUUGGUACCUUCCUACUUUAAUUUUAACCUCAAUCCACACCGAUGUGCCAGGUGCUCCUUCUGAAUGCAAUGUGAGUAAUGUCAAAUUUUACCCCUGGUUUUGGACCAGUGUUUGCAGUGUUUUAAAACCACUUGGCUAAGUGACUGCGUUUUAAAGAUGGAAGUAUUGAAACUUCUCAACUUCUAAGCUGUAGUAUCACCUUUUGCUUCUCCUGAUCCAUCCAUUGUUGGUGACCAUGAACUUGUGCCGUGAGGCCAAAUAUUUGAUUCGUAUUUAUCAGUGGAAGAAUUGUGCCUGGGCCAAACUCCAACGUAUUCUUGCUGCCACAGAAAUGGGAGCUGCAGUACUUUCUCUCGAUAAAUCUUGCUGCACCACCUUGCUCACAAGUCUUCCUUGAUAAUACGGGAGAUGUAGCUUUGGCUCUGCGUAAAAGUUUUCUUUAUUUAAUUACUCUGCAAGAUAGCACAUCUAUUUUUUUUUUGUGUGGGCUGUAUCCUGGUGUGGAUUUACUGUGGCUUUUCUGGGACCCAGCACUGCCACUGUUAUAGUCCCUGACACUUGGAAAAGUUACCCUGCCCCAAUGAGAGUAUGCAAAGUUAAUUUGGAAACAACCAAAGCAAAUGGGGAUACUCCAGUCAAAUGUGUAUUGGUUUUGCGGGUCGGGGAUUUCUACCAUGGCGACCGCAUGCAGUCCGCUCUGCUUACAAAUUUGGGGAGGUUGUUUUUGUGUUUUUCUUCAAUAGGUGCAGAUGACCCGGAAGGUGCAGAGUUGGACCCGUGUGUGUUUGGUAGUAAAUAUAUUAUAUCACAUCGGCCAAAAAAAAAAAUCGGUAAUCCUCGGCAGACCGAGGCUGCGGAGACCCCUUGGAAGAUUGUUAACAAACGGGUUUAUUUACCCCCGUCGCCUGUAACCGUGUGGCUUGGCAUCUGCUACGCUUUUGAACUUUUUCGGAGGAGUUGAUUUUUUAAUCCCUGGCUUCCUGCAGUUCAACAGAGCGGAAGAUGGACUCUUUCUAGCACCUGCCCGUAGAGUAUUUCUAAGGCCCUUUGUGUACGCAGAUCGCAAAUAUUUCUGCCCAGUGUAUGUGAAGAUGGAGAUGGUCGUUGGCGAUUUAUAACUGACAGAUUCAGUGUUCGUUGGCCUGCAGGAGCAUCUUCACUGGAUGUCUGAGGACAAGCAUCUCUACAGCUGACCACUCACCAGUUUGGAUAAAGUUUGCGGAAGAUUCCAGAAGACAACUUUGCAUCAUCUCCCCUGGAGCCCGCAGAAUAGCAACGUUUGAGACCGUGGAGAAACUAGCGGCGGAAGUCUUUGCUUGGGAGGGAAUUUGUUAAACGUCAAACAUGACGCUGCAAGGAGACGACUGCUACUUUUAUUUUUAUUCUACUUGUGCCAAGGGCGACACUUGUCUGUUCCGUCACUGUGAGGCGGCUCUUGGCAAUGAAACCAUCUGUACUUUAUGGCAAGAAGGGCGAUGCUUCCGCCAAGUCUGCAAGUUUCGCCACAUGGAAAUCGAUAAGAGACGGAAUGAGAUCCCCUGCUACUGGGAGAAGCAACUCACUGGUUGUACAAAGCUGAACUGUGCUUUCCACCACGGUAAGCCACGCUUCAUUGAAGGAGUCUUCAUCCCUGCCACAAAAGGCUUUCUAACCAAACAAGAAGUGGCCGAGACGAUUGAAGAGCCUAUGGCACCUCAGUUGCCCAUCAAUCCAUUACAACAGCCCAAGAUUCCUAUUCAGUCCAAUCCAUCGCCACAGGUUCGGGGUGUCAUGAAAAUGGAGGCAUCUGAGAAUGUGCCAAGCCCCACUCACCCUCCUGUGGUGAUCAACGCGGCAGAUGACGAUGAAGAUGAUGAUGAUCAGUUUUCUGAGGAAGGAGAGGAAAAUAAAAGCACUCAGGCUCCAAUUGCAGAAGAGCAGAACGGUAUCCGCAUCAUAUCGACCAACAGACAGACUUUACCUGUUCAGAAAGAUGACAGUUUGGAUUUUGGAAUAAAAACGCUGGAACAGAUAAAACGGAAGAAAUCCAUGAAAGAUAAAGUGAAGAGAAUAGGUGAACCCACAAUGCAGCCAAUAACACAGAUUCAAAAAUCAGAGCAGAAUUGUGAAAACGUCGUCAUUGAAAAAGAAAAUGUAAGGACAGUCUUCCGGACUGUGACCUUAUCUCCAAAGAAAUUAACUAUGAAUGAAGGAGAACCACCUUUUAAACGCAGUCUUGCAGAAAGACUUGGUCAAAAGAAAAUGAUCCCAAAGGAUAUGACUGAAGAGGUUCCACUUAAAGCUGAGUUUGAACCAACAUUAAAGCGAAAUCUCUCGGAGAGACUCGGCAAAAGAAAGUUACUGGCAGAAGAUGGCCCUGAAGAGCUGAUACCCAAAGUUCAAACUCCUAGAUCUAUACGGGAGAGGCUUGGUCUGCCUGCAGAUAUUUCCUUUGUAGAACAGGAAAGGCAUGUAAAUAAAACAGAAGGCCCGGGAGAAAUCAGGGUGAAAACCUUGGAAGAGAUUCGCCGUGAAAAGGCUGCCAAGAGGGACCUCGGCGAGAGCAAUGGAGAGAUCCGGGUUGGCGUUACUAGUUGUGACACAUCUGUCCAGACGUGCAACUUGCUGGAGGAGGCGUCUAAAAUCAUUAGGACUGUUCAGGUGAAGGCAACAUCAGACGCUCUAGCAAAGAAGCAGGGAAAGAUCCAGGAAGAGCCUGCAAAGGAUAAUCCAGCUACAAAGCAACCUGAAGCUGACCCAAAAAAAGACAAGAGCCCAUCAGUUGCUAAAGUCAAAGUGAAAUGUCACAAGGCAAGCCCUGAUGAAAGUGGAAUGAAGAUGAAGCCGCUGGAACGAGUAAAGAUUAAAACUUUGGAAGAGAUUCGACGUGAGAAGGCACUGCGACGGCAAGACAACCAGGAAGGCUCUGUGGCGUCGCAGCAAACUGAGAAGCCAAAGACCGAGGCUCCGCCUACCAGGAAGAGACUACUGAGAAUCGCCAAGCCUAUAGAAGUUGUCAAGCCAGAGAAGGUGGAUAAAGAACCAAUGGAUAUACAAUCAGUAGACAAUGCUGUCCAAGUAGACUUGGCAGAAUCUCAAAGGCCUGAAACUAGAAAGGAAGCUCCAAGAUUGCUGAAUGUGCAAGUUAAAAGCUUUGAUGAAAUACUGAAGGAAAAACGCCUUCGACAACUCCAGGGAACUGAGAGGCAGCAGUGUCGAACUGCGGGGAAAGAGUCGACUGCAAACAGAACGAACAGCGAGAGUCGGGCUGCGGAGAAGCAUAAACAGCCGGCAGUUUCUCUGGAUCCGAAACCAAAUGACUUUCUUGAACAUGAACAAGUGGCUGUUCAGACGGAAGAAAAGCUGGUUGUUGCCAAACCUGAAGUGGCAGAAAUUCCACUUGCUUUGAAAGUCAAACCCAAAUUAAACGUGAAGCCGUCAAUUGUGAAGAACUCGUGCCCCGUGAGGAUUAGCCAGAAGCGCAAAUCCCCGGACAUCCAUCCGUCCACGGUUAUGGCAGUCAAGCCCCUCAACGCCGUGACUACCGAUCUGGUGAUCCAGCCACCAGCCCCUGAGAAGACCGUCGCGUCUGGGCCACCACCUGUCCAGGAAGAAGAGACAACCUCUAUACAAGUGCCAGAGAAGGGAAGGCUCAAUCUUGUUGAAGACACCAAGCCAACAAGUAGGUUGCAGACUGGAGUAGAAUCUUUCUCUCCACCACGGCUGCCUGCUAAAGUUCGGAGGCUGAGCUCCACUGCAUCCAAGCCUGCAGUAUUGGAAGAUGACUUCGAAGAACUGAUGAAGGAAUUCUCUGAUGAUAAACUUGAAGCGGAAAUAGAUCUGGAUCCUGGGAAGGACGAAGAUGACUUAUUACUCGAGCUGUCCGAGAUGAUCGACAGCUGAAUGGCGUGCUGGAUGUUCUUUUGGACCUGCUCAAAUAGAUUUGGACUUUUCUGGGUAAUAAACAGAAACUAACUUGGACCUGCAUUUUGUAAUCGACAGGCCUGUCUAUUUUUAAAGCUGUAAACGUAUUACUGCACCUGCAUAUUGGGUGUAGACAAAAGUCAGGGCCAUUUUAAACAUGCUGAUACUGCGACCAAAUUAGUUAAGUAUGAACUCUUAACUGCUGGCCACACUUUCUUCUGACCCCCAAAUCCAUAAAGAUAUCAUCCCUGAGUUUUGCUUUCGGUGGUUUAAGGUGUUCCCAGCAAGGCGAUCUUUCUGGAUAUGCUUUUCUGUCUGAAAAAAUCCUUUGUUGAAAGAUCUGUGUCCAAAAGCUGAGGGGGAAAUACAACCGAUGCAAACCUUGUGUCUUUCCUGAGGCCUAAUCCUUUUAACAGUCUAAUCUCACUUGCCAUUGAUAACAAGCUUACGCCGAUUACAUUGAGCAAUGUCGAGGUUAAGACCACCUUGGAAAAGAUGUGAAGCAGCCCAAGUCUUUUUGUUUUAUUCGUACAAAAACAAAAGGAAUUUGUUCAUUUGUUUUCACAAAUCUGUAUCAUUGCAAAAUGGUGUUGGCUUGAGGUCUGUAUCACGUGCAAGCAUCUGACAACACAAAUUAGAAUCUCGAGACCAAGUCAAUUUUGGAGCAGUAUCCGUCUAAUCUCUGUGUCGGACAUGUAUCAUUGCGAUUUGUCUGUACAAUACAUUUUACAGGGACUCCCAAGUUGCACUGGCAGUUUGAGACUUUUAAUUUUUGGUUACCUGAAUUUCUGACAAUGUUUCUGGAUAGUAUAAUAUUUUGUCAUUGUUAGAUGAUUUUUUUUUUUUUUUUUUUACCCUUCACCAUUUCCUCUGUUAUUUUAGCCUUCUGCUGUCAGUCUCAUUAUAUUCCCACGUUCAGUAUGUUUUUUUUGUGAAGUGUGAGAGGUCUUUAGUGCUUGAAGAGAGCGGUUGUGAUGUUGGCAGACCAUUGUGACCCGUGUCUAUGAAGGUGAUUUAUUAGCUAUUUUCACAUUGCGUGGCACAUUGCUCUUGCAGCAAGACGUGGGUGUAACGGCAGUAGGGAGAAACAAAAUACCAGUAUCCCGAAGUUACUUUAAAACAGUACGCAAAUAAUGGCAUAAAAUGCGAUCAGAGGUUUGAAUUGAUUCGGGAAAAGAAGUCCAAUCUUGAAGCCAGAAGCCAGACAGCAUUUAUCGUCAGUGUGGCUAAUUUGUGAAGAGGGACUAGAGAUGCUUGCACAAGCUCCCGAACUCUUAAAAGAUUGUGCAUCAUGUCAGGGAAAGGUCGGGAAAAAGAUUUAGUAUUGCUAGCAUUGAAAUGCCCAACACAGUCCAUGGAAGUAAAAAUGGUGUGUGGUCGCUUUACCCAGUCUACCUGUGACAUGUAGCACACCAUUGAAAGAUGAAUAUCCCCAGGACCCCUGACUUAAACCCCCAGAUAUCUGUUCUCACAGUCCAUUUAUUCAGAUGGAAUAGAUUGCCAAAGUCCACCUGAUUUUUCUGGUCGGUGAUUCCGCUGGUCAGCGUAAAAUUGGAUGGGCGAAAAGAACUAAAGAACAUCAUUGCUCCCAUGGGACUGAUGAAGAGACCCUGCAAGGAAAAAAAUUCAGUCUUGAAAUUGGACGUGUCCAGUGUGGGUUUUAAUCGGAAGAGGAGAAACAUAAAGCAUUGCGUUCUACUUCAGGGAGAAUGGUUCCAAGCUGGUUGUGUUUGUAGUGCCUUAAGUUUUGACGGCUGACUUCAAUGGAGUAUUUCUCCGCGAGCAUCUAUUGAUGUGUGCAACCGGGACAUUGCUGCUCACGAUCUUUGCUCACCAGAAAUAAUUCCGCAACAUGUGAGGAUGCAGCUGCAUGGGGUAGGAGCAGAAGACCCAGAUAAACGUUCUUGGUGCUGCAGAAUUGGGAGCUGGCUCGAGCUAUUCCACCUGAGCAGAGCACUUUUGGGUACCAAACGGUCCAGGGAAAUAAAUGGCCUGGAAGAUCACUCUGCUUGUUUGAUCUUGGUCAGCUUCUUGUACCUCAAUGUGACAAAGCCCUUGUUUUCCUAAUUUGCAGAGGGAAGGGGGGAAAAAAAGCUAUUAAAGCUUUUUUU
Leucoraja erinaceus (little skate) is the source of this 7535-nucleotide messenger RNA. It is a transcript of the gene zc3h11a, whose product is annotated as zinc finger CCCH-type containing 11A. NCBI's taxonomy places the organism in Eukaryota, Metazoa, Chordata, Chondrichthyes, Rajiformes, Rajidae. Gene Ontology annotation, molecular function: metal ion binding. The transcript is spliced from 18 exons. The coding region runs from base 2866 to 5403 and encodes 845 amino acids. The record is from RefSeq and is a predicted model, not a curated record.